AUGAGAAGAACAAUCAUCAGCUCAAUCUCGAGAAUUUCAUCAUCAACAAGGAAAUCAUCAUCACUAACCGGAUCAUCAUCUUUAAAUUAUCAUUAUAAUUUUACUAGAUUGGAUGCCAGAAAGGAGAUGUUCCCUGAGGAAGCAGCAAUUUUUGAAAAGAUCGUUCUUCAAAGAAAAGCCAUCAAAUCUUUCAAUUCCGAUAAACCAGUUCCAAUGGAUGUAUUAAAUCAUAUUCUUGCACUUACUCAACGUGCACCAACUGGAUAUAAUCUUCAACCUUGGACUGCUGUUGUUGUUUCGGAUCCAGAAAAGAAGAAGGCUCUUCAUGAAGCUGCAUUAUCUCAACCCAAGAUUUUGGAAGCACCAAUCACAGUUGUUUUUGCAGCAAAUCUUAAUGCAUUGGCCAAUCAAAGUAAAGUGAUCUCAAUGAAUGUACAAAAUGGAAUGAUGAGUGAGAAUGAAGCUGCCACCAUGUCUAGAAACACAACUGCAUUGCUCAAAUCUGAUCCAACCUGUAUUAUACAAGCUGCCAAAUUUGUUGUUGGUUCAGUGUGGAGUUUAUUUAAACCAAUGAUGGUUCCUCCAAUCAAUAUGAAGGCUUAUGUGUGGAAACAAACAAUGAUGCCAGUUCAAACGUUCAUGUUGGCUGCCAGUAGUCAUGGAUUAGAUACUUGUCCAAUGGAAGGAUUUGAUGAGAGAAGAGUUAGACAAGUUGUUGGACUCCCUUGUAAUUAUUCUAUUCCAAUUAUUGUCUCACUUGGUUAUGCAUCUGAUCAUGCCAUUAAUCAGAGACCUCAAUCUCUCAGAUUGAAUCCAGAAGAUCAAUUCUUUGACAAUACUUUUGGAAAUCAAAAGAAGGAUAUCAAAUCAUUCAAUGAAUCUAUUCUGAAUAAGAAGAAUUCUCAAUAA
Naegleria gruberi is the source of this 909-nucleotide messenger RNA. RefSeq lists its product as uncharacterized. NCBI's taxonomy places the organism in Eukaryota, Heterolobosea, Eutetramitea, Acrasida, Naegleriidae. The transcript has a single exon. Bases 1 to 909 code for a protein of 302 amino acids. Gene Ontology annotation, molecular function: oxidoreductase activity. The record is from RefSeq and is a predicted model, not a curated record.